AUGUAUUGGCCAUUUGCUCCUGCGUCAGAUGCUUGGAGGCAAUCUCUUGGAUCCCCUUUGAUGCACACGUGCUCAAAGGCUGAUUUCGACAUGUUGUUUACCAGCGCUGCGUUAUAUGCUUGGAAACAACCUCUUGGAUCCCCUUUGAUGCAUGCGUGCUUAAAGGCUGAUUUCGACAUGUUGGUUACCAGUAUACUUUUUAUUGGCGCAUUCUUUCUCUCUGACAAGAUGUAUGAUUCCACUAUUGAAGAAUAUCUCAACACUACCAGAUACAAUGAAUGGUCAAUCCUAUCUAUCUUGAAAUACACAGAAUCCAAGCAUGGUUUAUGUAUUGAUAAUGUCAACAUCCUCAAGGAUGAGAUCUACACAACGUUACGACGCCACUACCAUCGAGAAAAUAUGCAACAAAGAGCGAUCAGUAAAUUGGACAAACUUUUAAAAAGUUAUGAUAAGUAUUUCAAUGCAAUGGAAGUUGAACAAUUUAUGAAUGAGCUUCGAAAAAAAGAAGAAGAAAGAAAUUUGCAUACAUCAAUACGUCGAAAUAUGAUAGUUUCCUACAAUGUGGAGGCACUUAAAGAUCAUCACCAGAAUAAGAAGCAAUUAAUGAAUAACAAAAAUAUUCAUACUAAUAGGAACAAUCAAGUAAACGAAGUAGAAAAGCAAAAUGAAAAUGCAAGUGAUGUCGUCUCAGAAAAAGAUAUCUUUGAUUUUGACGUGGAUGAUGAUACUGAUGAUCAAAUGCAAGAACUUGAAGCAACAACAAAUAUGAGAGAGGAUGAGUCCGAUAACAAAUGGAUUCUUUCAACAGGGAAAGACGUUUAUAAGGUUUUAAACGAGUUUAAAUCAAAAAUUCCGCUGACAAAGGCUUAUCUCUACCCAGCAUACUUUGGGAUUCUCGACUUGUCCGGAGAAGAACCAGAAAUCAAGGGAUUAUUUACUGUUGAAGAAUGGGCCGAAAUGAAGGCAGACUUUAACAAGACAGUGGUGCUUAAGGAAACGGAUCCAAAGGAGGAAGAGUUACUCUAUGACUUGUUUGACAAAAUUGAGAAGGUACUUAAGAGAAAAUCAGACGAUAUUGUCACGGAUAUAGAAGAAUGUAUCAUUAAGGGACAUCCAAAGAUAAAUGUAAUAAGAAGACUGAUUCAAACAUAUGCUUACAAUCUGGAUCGGUCAAAGGUAUUCAUGUCAGAAGGUUCUUUCUCAAAUAACUUUACUAAUAUGAUGACUAAGGGUAUUAUUACUUAUUAUCAGAAAUUCGCAGGAGAAAUACAAAGUCUUUCAUCAGCGAUGAUUGCAAACCUAAAUAAAAAACUAGUUGACAGGUCGUUGAUUGGGCAACGUUGUGAUUUCAGGAUCACUUGUGAUGGUUUUGAGGCAGUCAUUGGACUGCGAUCAGGAGGACUACCCGAAGCUUGUAGUUCAAAAAGAUGGAAUGAUAAAGUUGACCUUAUGGUUGCUAUGCGUGAUGUCUUGCUCCAAGAAGCAAUAGAAAACAAUGGUGUGGAAUGUACAGACUUUAGGAAUUUGUAUACAUUUGGCGUCCAUUCUUAUGGUUUUUAUUACAACUUGUACGCAUUGGAUUGGAAAGCAAAAGGUCUAUGGCGGUUAGGCCUCAUGAAGAAAACAAAACUACCUCAAUCGAACAAUCAAUUAUUAAUAAUUGAAAAGUUAACAACAUUGCUGUUGCGAAUUGAGAUUUGUCUCUGUCACCAUUCUCUGGCAGUCAAGGCGUCACGGUUGCACCGAGAUCGACGCAGCUCAAUUCAUCCUAAACCAUACACAUUUUCUGAGCAAGGAUGUGUAAGGCGUAAACGUAUUCAAAAAGAUAGUCAAAAUUUCCUUUAG
Molecule: messenger RNA, 1845 nt
Organism: Funneliformis mosseae
Lineage: Eukaryota; Fungi; Glomeromycota; Glomeromycetes; Glomerales; Glomeraceae
Source: the annotation of a GenBank genome assembly